AUGCUGAAUGUCAUAAAAAAUGCUGUAAGAGUAUCAGCUUUACGGUGUAUUCAUUCAACCGCUCCGCAAGCGACAGAAAAGUUUGAUCAUAAAAGAAUCCCUGCUGAUGAUGAAGGAGUCCAGGGCGAGAAAAUAGUCGACUUAGAUUCUGUUUUAAAGUUGAAACAAAAUAUAUUCCCGACACUGGAAUCCGACAGUCUUCUCUUUGGUGGUGUUCCAUACAAAGAUCUGCCUAUAUGCAACAUCAGAGUCACCCACAACAAUACAGUUUUCACAGUGACAGACUCAGCAGGAUUAGUAAAGCUUACAAGGUCCUGUGGUAUGGAAGGUUUUAAAAAUACAAAGAAAGGAACAAAUAUUGCUGCACAAACUACUGCAAUCAGUAUUGCCACAAGAGCCUUAGAUAAAGGGUUCAAAACUGUCAGAGUAAGAGUAAGAGGCUUGGGUCCAGGAAGACUGUCUGCAGUAAAAGGUUUACAGAUGGGAGGCUUGGACAUAGUGUCUAUAACUGAUAACACAUAUGUGUCUUGGAAUCCACCCCGCCCAAGGAAAGCUAGGAGAUUGUAA
Molecule: messenger RNA, 567 nt
Organism: Parnassius mnemosyne (clouded apollo)
Lineage: Eukaryota; Metazoa; Arthropoda; Insecta; Lepidoptera; Papilionidae
Source: the annotation of a GenBank genome assembly